Messenger RNA from Protopolystoma xenopodis, 765 nucleotides. The record is from the annotation of a GenBank genome assembly. NCBI's taxonomy places the organism in Eukaryota, Metazoa, Platyhelminthes, Monogenea, Polystomatidea, Polystomatidae.
UCUCGUGGGCAUGGACGUUGUCCGACCGGCCCAGUCGAGCCAAUCAGACGCGGUGGGAGCGGAACUCGGUCGAACGGCUCACCCAAUGGGAAGCCGUCGAGGAGACACGGCGGUCCGUUCGACGUGUACGGACAUGUUUGGUCCGUCGACUCGUCCGAGGUCGGUUUGGUUCUCGGCCGAGGCCGAGGCCGAGGCCAAGCGGAAGCCAACCGCGGAUACUCGAGGUCGGUUGGCGUUGACGACAAGGCCUUGAGGCUACCAGCGCCAGCGCCUCCGGAAAGGGCGCGUUGCACCCGACGCUCGAGGACCAGCUCGGCCGCGGAGGCGAGCGGCUCCCUCCUCGACGCCUGCGCUGCCUGUUGCCUGGGCGAAUGGAAAACGAAGAUGCGGCGGGUUGGGGUGGAGGCGGGGUUGGAGUCGGGUCAAAAGAGCAUAACAACUAUUUCAGAACAAACUCAACAAUUAGGCAUCAACAGAUUUUGCGAAACCAGCCUCACGUCGAAGAGGCAUCUCAACCGCUUCAGCACAAACGACCCCUCAUUGGUACUCUCGACACCGUCGGAAGGUGUCGUCUACACAAAUUGGGUCCCUCGUCAACUGAGCCGGUCUUCACUCAUCCCGUUUCGACGCGAUUGCAGACUCGAUCUCGCCCCACCGCCUCUCAUCACCACCCGAACUCGAUUCAUGACCGAGUGGAACACAUCCCGACGACACAUUAUCGCCCAAAUAAACACACACACACACACACACAUACAGGGAGAGUGA